Magallana angulata is the source of this 3098-nucleotide messenger RNA. Its product is annotated as DNA repair protein RAD51 homolog 2-like. Lineage: Eukaryota; Metazoa; Mollusca; Bivalvia; Ostreida; Ostreidae. Gene Ontology annotation, molecular function: ATP hydrolysis activity; DNA-binding transcription factor activity, RNA polymerase II-specific; ATP binding. The record is from RefSeq and is a predicted model, not a curated record. Gene Ontology annotation, cellular component: Rad51B-Rad51C-Rad51D-XRCC2 complex. Gene Ontology annotation, biological process: regulation of transcription by RNA polymerase II; double-strand break repair via homologous recombination; anatomical structure development. The coding region runs from base 563 to 2329 and encodes 588 amino acids. The transcript has 3 exons.
CAGAAAAAAAACCCCUGUAUUUUGUAUUUACUGCCAUCCGGUAAAUUCAAAAUUUACAACAUGACACUACACUGAAAGUUUCAAAAAUUGUGUGAAUGAAAAUACAGUAUAUUUAUUCACUUGGUUAAUAACUUCAAAUAGAAGUGAUGAUAAUUUCAGAAUAAUUACAAACUAUAGAUGCCAUAUAUCAAUUUCAGUUAUCUAUCGGAUAUUGUACUAUAUCUUGCUCAAACUUUUUGAAAUUAAUAUGUUUACCAGUAUUCAUAAAGUUUUUAAAAAUGUGUGAAAGUAUAUAAAUAUGUUUAUCUAUGUGUAAUUAUAUGUAAAUAUUUUUAGGAAAUGUGGAAGAAUUUUUUUUCAAUCCAUGGAUUAACAUUGGUGCUGGCAAUUUGAUUAAAUCUGCACGGAUUCAAUUUGCAAUUUUAGUAUUAUAAAACCAUGACGUUUUGUCAAGAUCUGACUUGGAAUUGCUAAAAUUACUGGGAUUCGGAAUUUUCACUAUUCACAAUUUACGACAGCAGUGUUCACUGGCGUGUGUCCCUGUGUGUACAACUAGAGAGAGAUGCCACCAAAAAAACAGAAAAGGACAUCAUUAGCGGGCCUGAGAACCCUUCCAUUGUCAAUGAUGUGUGAAUGGGCGUCGUGUUCCGAAAAAUUCUCAAGCAUGGAACAAUUUACUGACCACUUAAAAGUACAUCUGACAGGAGUUAUGAGCAAUGGUAUUUUGGAAGAAGCUACUGAGUACAGCUGCCUGUGGAGAGACUGUGAAAUGAAGGUGACCGGCCAUGUCACUGAUUUUGUUCGACAUGUGUACUUUCAUUCCUUCCAUGUCAAAAUUAAAGAGUUGGGUUCUCAAUUGGUAGAGAACCUUCAUCUUAAAGGAUGUCAGUUAGAUGGACAAAGUCAUAACUUGAUCCCAGAAUUACCAGAGAGACUGCAGUGUGGAUGGCAGCAUUGUGAGACAAUAAUGGACAUUCCAGAAGCCUUUUAUCGCCACGUGGAUAGUCAUGUUUCAUGUUUUCCAGAGGGAAAUAAUGUGCCCGGGGGCUGCAAGUGUCUAUGGGAAGGUUGUGAUGCCGUGUCCAAAAGUCGAUAUAAAUUACGUGAACACCUUAGGAGCCAUACGCAGGAAAAAAUCAUAGCAUGUCCAAAUUGUGGAGGUCUGUUUUCAAACAGAACAAAAUUUCUUGACCAUAUGAAACGGCAGGAAGAAACGGAUGUUCAGUGUUAUCAAUGUUCCCACUGUGACAAACGAUACACAACAGAGAGACUCCUCAGGGACCAUGUCCGUCACCACGUGAACCAGUAUAAGUGUCCAUGCUGCGAUAUGACAUGUCCUACACCUUCCAGUUUGAAAUCACACUUGAAGUACAGACAUACAACCCAGACACCAUACAAAUGUGAUCAUUGUGAACAUGGGGCCAAAUCAGUAGCUGAUCUGAAGAAGCACCUUGAAAGUCACAGUAUGGAUGUUCCAUAUCACUGCCAUAUACCAGAAUGUACGUACACUUCAAGAACUUUCCAAAGUUUAGAAAAUCAUUUCAAAAGACUUCAUCAGGACAUCAACACUCAGAAAUACAAAUGCCAUGUAUGCUUUACUUUGUUUACUCGUGGGUCUAACCUUACCGCACAUCUCAAGAAGAAGCACAAAUUCAGAUGGCCGUCAGGACACUCACGUUUUAGAUAUAAAAUGCAGGAAGACGGGUACUGGCAGCUGCAGACAGUUCGAUAUGAAAGCAUAAAACUUACAGAGCAGAUGGAUGAUCUGUCUGUUCAGACUCAAACAAAGUUUUCUUCGGAGAUUGAAGAAAUCGGUAAAAGUAAAAAGAAAAGAAGGACUUUUAAAAAGGAGAAAGAGAAUGCGUCAGCUUGCUCAUCUACAUCUCAGCACAAUUCCAGCAGUUCAGAGCAACCCACUGAAACAACAGUUUUGUCACAGACGGUUGUUCAACCCAGUAGUGAAUGCAUGGAGCGACCGGCAAGGCAUGAGACUCAAAGAGAAGCUAAGAGACAAAAGAUAUCCCUGUCUGAUAUGGGACCAUCUCGCUCUCCACCAAGUGCUCAUAUGUUCCAGGAUGGCAAUUCAAAAGCUUUUAUGCAAGGCAAGGACAGAUUUGAUCCCAGCACAGAGGAAGCCAUAGCUAAUCAACAUGAAAAGACUACCACAAAAGAAAGUGUCACAUCCAAAAGCAACACAUUAGAGAAUUACAAUUUGGAAAUGCUUGGAGAUGUUGCUCUGAGUGUUCCUGUUCAAGGGAGUGUUUUGUCUCAUGGGAGAACUAGAAAACGAAAACAAAAUGUUACUUACAAAUGUAAUGAUGGAUUCUAAAGAAAUAUUGAAUUUCAAAGCAGAAUUGGUAAAAACAAAUUUUAAAAGAAACAUCUUUACUUUUCAUGUACAUUUACUUGUAUAUAAAAAGUGUACAUUUAAAAGAAUAAAAUGUGUUACAGGAAGACUCGUGAUUUCGGGUGUAUGAUUAAUACUGGUAGAUUUAUUAAAUGAAAUUAAAGAUGAAAUCACACAAUAAGAGAAAGAUGACUAAAUCCAACAGAUGGACAUAGACAACAAAGUGUGCACAGUUACUGGUAAACAUAAGUCGUCACUUGCAGUGACACAUGAUUCACUAAGUCAAGAACCAGUCCAAAAUAAUCAUGUGACGUUUGGUCACACUAAUUACACAAAUAUACACUUACAAAGUCAUUUUCUGAUUCUUUUAAUCAAUUGAUAAUGCAAAAGGUAUAAAAAUAUUUAAAUUAUGAUCAAUGUCGAUAAAAAAAAUUGCACAUUAGUGUUAAGUUACAGCAAAUUUUCCUUUUAUGAACUGGUAAAUGUUACAAUGGUGACUACAACUACUUAGAAGUUGGAUGUCAGCCCAUGCAAUUCUUUGGAGUACAUGCUCUUACUUUAGCUUUAGUUGUGAUUAAUAAAAAAAUAAACUACUAAAUGCAAAGACAGCACUAAAAGUACAAAAAAGACAUCAAUGAAUGAUUUUGAAAUUAUUUCAUAAUAACUACUCAAAAAGCUGACAUAUACAUAUGUAGGUAGCUAAUAAUGCAUUUGAAAGCAGUUUUAAACUACCGGUAGUAUUAAUGAUACA